This is a messenger RNA of Gamsiella multidivaricata, 1904 nucleotides long. Its product is annotated as chaperonin Cpn60/TCP-1 family. Gene Ontology annotation, cellular component: chaperonin-containing T-complex. Gene Ontology annotation, molecular function: ATP-dependent protein folding chaperone; ATP hydrolysis activity; ATP binding. Gene Ontology annotation, biological process: protein folding. Lineage: Eukaryota; Fungi; Mortierellomycota; Mortierellomycetes; Mortierellales; Mortierellaceae. Bases 116 to 1762 code for a protein of 548 amino acids. The record is from RefSeq and is a predicted model, not a curated record. The transcript has 6 exons.
CGUUCCAUCCCACAAAUAAGAGAGGCUUUCAUACAUCUCAUCUGCCAUCAACUCCUCCUCCUUCAUCCCAUCUUCCACCUUUUAUCCCGUCAGGAAUAACAAUCACACAGCCAAGAUGAGUCAAGUCAUUGUUAUGAACACCAACAUGGAGCGCGAGACUGGUCGCAAGGCUCAAUCCUCCAACAUCACGGCUGCCAAGACUGUUGCUGAUAUCAUCAGGACGUGUCUCGGACCUCGCUCAAUGUUGAAAAUGUUGCUGGAUCCUAUGGGAGGUGUUGUCCUGACCAACGACGGAAACGCAAUCUUGAGAGAAGUCGAGGUUGCUCACCCCGCCGCCAAGAGCAUGAUCGAGCUUGCCAGGACACAGGAUGAGGAAGUCGGCGAUGGAACCACCAGUGUUAUUAUUCUCGCUGGUGAGGUCCUUGCUCAGACUCUGCCUUACCUUGAGCGCAACAUCCACCCCAUCGUCAUCAUUGCAGCCCUCAAGCAGGCGCUGGAGGACGCCAUCGAGAUUGUUGACAGGAUUUCGAUCCCCGUUAACAUAAACGAUCCCAAGGAGAUGCUGGAUCUGGUCAAGACUUCGAUCGGCACAAAGUUUGUCAGCCGCUGGAGCGAUAUGAUGUGCAAGUUGGCAUUGGAUGCCGUUCGCUGUGUCGCUGUUGAGAAUGAUGGUCGUCGGGAGGUUGACAUCAAACGCUAUGCCAGAGUUGAGAAGAUUCCCGGUGGAGAGAUUGAAGAGUCAAGAGUUUUGGACGGAGUCAUGGUCAACAAGGACGUCACCCACCCCAAGAUGCGCCGUCGCAUUGAGAACCCCCGCAUCAUCUUGCUGGAUUGCCCUCUGGAGUACAAGAAGGGAGAGUCUCAAACCAACAUUGAGGUCACUAAGGAGUCUGACUGGGCAAGAAUCCUGCAGAUUGAGGAGGAGCAGAUCAAAGCCAUGUGCGACAAGAUCAUCGAGUUGAAGCCCGACAUUGUUUUCACGGAGAAGGGUGUUUCUGAUCUGGCGCAGCACUACUUUGUCAAGGCCAACAUCACUGCCAUCCGUCGCGUCCGCAAGACCGACAACAACCGUAUUGCCCGUGCUGUUGGUGCCACGAUCGUCAACCGUGUCGAUGACUUGAAGGAGUCGGACGUCGGAAAUGACUGUGGAUUGUUCUCUGUCGAGAAGAUUGGCGACGAAUACUUCACCUUUCUCACUGGAUGCAAGAACCCCAAGGCGUGCACAAUUGUCUUGCGUGGACCUUCCAAGGAUAUUUUGAACGAGGUUGAGCGCAACCUGAUGGACGCCAUGUGCGUUGCCCGCAAUGUCUACUUCAAUCCCAAACUCUCACCUGGAGGAGGAGCGACCGAGAUGGCCAUUUCUGUUGGCUUGAUGGAAAAGAGCAAGACGCUGGAGGGUUCAGUCCAGUGGCCCUACAAGGCUGUUGCUGAGGCCAUGGAAGUGAUCCCCCGUACUCUGAUUCAGAACUGCGGCGGCAAUGCGAUCAAGAUCUUGACGUCUCUCCGUGCCAAGCACGCAACCGGCAACCAUUCGUGGGGUGUUGAUGGACAUGCAGGCAAGAUUGUGGACAUGCACGAGUACGGCAUCUGGGAGCCCAACGCAGUGAAGGUGCAGACAGUCAAGACGGCGAUCGAGUCGUCGUGCUUGUUGCUCCGUGUUGACGAUAUUAUUUCCGGAUUGUCUGGACAGAGAGCUCAGCAGAGCGGUCCUGCACCUGAGCAGCAGGAGAUGGGUGAGGGAGACAUGCAGCCUGAGCAAUAAGCGGUGCUUUGGAACGAAGAAGCGGUCUGAGCUGGAUAAGGCAAUAGCUUACAGAUCGCGGACUGAGGACAGGGAUAGACCAGGUGGAGAGAUUCUUAGGGCGAACCAGCAACUUUAUUUUUGAAUAUAACAAAGAAACGCA